UACACCUCUCUCUGACAAAAAGAAACAGCGAAAGGGAGAGAGGGCGUAUGAAAGAGAGCCGAAGAGAGCGCAACAUUGGAGAGAGCAAUUACGCAUGGUUCUGAUAGAGAAUGAAUGCGAAACUGUAUCCAACAAUUCCAAAACGCCCGGUUGGUCUCAUUUUGCUACCAUUUAGAGCAUCAACUGGAUUACCAUAAGGGAGCGACGAGAACGGAGCACUGUAGCAACAACGUCUUUACAAUUGAGGAAUAAGAGAUUUUGCUCCGAUAAUUGAAUCAUUUACUUUUCAUCAAAACACAAAUAUUUGUAUGUAUUUCGAGGUGUAUUUCCAAGGACACAUACAUUAAAGCGCGGUUAGCCGUCUUUAGGUCCACUUGGAUUUGAGCAUAUUGACACUUUAUUAGUUAUCCUGAUGGAAACUGCUUCAAAAGCUCGUCGGCUAUCCAAUGUGUCCACGGCAUCUAACGUGUCCAAUGUGUCCACGUCCAGUGCUGGCACUGAGGUAGGACAGAGCGAUGUGCAGAUUUGGGGGGACAGACCUUUACCUGUCGACUACCUUGGUGACAUCUCGAUCCUGGAUGACGGGAGAUGGUCUAACUCGAGCGUGAAGAAACAUCACCACAAGCACAACCUGAAGCACCGCUACGAACUGCUGGAGACACUGGGGAAAGGGACAUACGGCAAAGUGAAGAAAGCCAUCGAGAGACAAUCCGGCAAAGUGGUGGCCAUUAAGUCUAUCAGGAAGGAGAAGAUCAAGGAUGAUCAGGACAUGGUUCACAUUCGCAGAGAGAUCGAGAUCAUGUCCUCCCUCAAACACCCUCACAUCAUCUCCAUCUACGAAGUGUUUGAGAACAAGGACAAGAUAGUGAUCGUGAUGGAAUACGCCAGUAAGGGAGAGCUGUAUGAUUACAUCAGCGAGCGACGGCGGCUGAGCGAGAGAGAGACACGACACUUCUUCAGGCAGAUUGUUUCCGCCGUGCACCACUGUCACAAGAACGGAGUGGUGCACAGGGAUUUAAAACUGGAAAACGUGCUGCUGGACGAAAACUGUAAUAUCAAGAUUGCUGACUUUGGUCUGUCCAACCUUUACCACAAAGACGAGCUCCUUCAGACGUUCUGUGGCAGCCCUCUGUACGCCUCACCAGAGAUCGUCAACGGCAGGCCCUACCAUGGUCCAGAGGUAGACAGUUGGGCCCUGGGAGUGCUUCUCUACACCCUGGUCUAUGGGACCAUGCCCUUCGAUGGGGAAGACCACAAUAAACUCAUCCGCCAGAUCACCAACGGAGAGUACAGGGAACCUACACAGUCAUCAGAUGCUCGUGGUCUGAUCCGCUGGAUGUUGAUGGUUAACCCGGAGCGUCGAGCCACGGUGGAAGACAUCGCCAACCACUGGUGGGUCAAUUGGGGCUGGAAGACCACUGUGUGUGACUGUGACGUCCAGAAGGACAACAGUGGCUGCAUCUCUUCUCCAACGCUAGCACGCUUUAUCGACUGGCAGAACCGCACCACAGAGUCACCCAGGGUGGCGCUGGUCAAGCCUCCCCGCUCGGAACACCCCGCCGUACCCCCCCAUGCUGGCCGCCAGCGCCUGAGGAAGUCCAGGAAGGAGAAUGAUAGCGGAGCGCUCCACCAUCACACCGCGUGGGAAGACAAAGACAAACCAGGACUGAAGAGGCCCAAGGGGAUCCUGAAGAUGCAUGUGUCUGAGCAGAGGUCCCACAGCCUGGGGGAGAUCGAGCUGAGUCGCUCCCUGCACUUCCACGAGGGAAGGGAGCUGCCCUCCAGCCCCGAGAGGGAUGAGGAGGAGGACGAUGAUCAGGAUCGCCUGGGGGUCUCGCCGGCCAAAAUGGUGCCCAUCCUCCCCAAGAAGGGCAUCCUGAAGAACAACCAGCAGCGGGAGUCUGGCUACUACUCCUCCCCGGAGCGCAGUGAGUCCUCUGAACUGCUAGGGGGCAGCACCUCCAUGACCCCACCCGCCAGCUCACCAACAAAGAGGUCCAUGGGGAGAAAGGGCAUAUUGAAGCGUAAUGGGAAGUACGGCAACUCCACUUCCUUCCACAGUGGCUUGUCCAAUAUGAGCUUCCACGGAGAGACUCCAGGGGACUCAGGCCUCUCUCGCAGCCAGAGUAAACCCUCCAGUAUUGUCUGUGAGGAGAUGGGUCUCUCCAGUGUUCCCCCCUUAAUGGGAAUGGAUUGGUCUCCCUCGUCCCCGCAGCCACACGUCAGGGCCUGUAUGUCGGCUGAGGAUCUACUCCAGCUGGCAGGCUUCAGACGGGGGCUCCAGACGGCUGCAGGGGGGCUCCAUGGGGGGAAGGUGGGGACCCGAGGGACACCAGGGUCUCCUGGGGAUGACGGCAGCUUCUCUCUGCUAGGGGACAUGGAUGAUAUGACCCAGGUCUACCAACACACCCUGGACAUCAGCAGCAAUCUGACCUAGAGGAGGUGGAGUUGGGAGUUUGGAAGGGAAGGGACAUGGGAAGGACAGACACACACUUGAACCUUCAUUUCUGGGUUAGGACUGGCCAGGUGUGUUGUGAACUGGGCAUCCCAGCCACCUUAAUGUACUGAAUCUACCCUCUCAGAGACAGUGCUGCUGUAAAUCUUUAUAUGUUCAACAAAGCUAAAUAAAUAUUGUGUUGUAUGUCAUUCAGAGUCACAAACCAUGCUGUGGUGAAGCUCAAUGUAAUGGACAGUUAGGACUACUGUUCAUGUUAUCUCAAUGUAACAGACAGUUAGGACUACUGUUCAUGUUAUCUCAAUGUAACAGACAGUUAGGACUACUGUUCAUGUUAUCUCAAUGUAACAGACAGUUAGGACUACUGUUCAUGUUAUCUCAAUGUAACAGACAGUUAGGACUACUGUUCAUGUUAUCUCAAUGUAACAGACAGUUAGGACUACUGUUCAUGUUAUCUCAAUGUAACAGACAGUUAGGACUACUGUUCAUGUUAUCUCAAUGUAACAGACAGUUAGGACUACUGUUCAUGUUAUCUCAAUGUAACAGACAGUUAGGACUACUGUUCAUGUUAUCUCAAUGUAACAGACAGUUAGGACUACUGUUCAUGUUAUCUCAAUGUAACAGACAGUUAGGACUACUGUUCAUGUUAUCUCAAUGUAACAGACAGUUAGGACUACUGUUCAUGUUAUCUCAAUGUAACAGACAGUUAGGACUACUGUUCAUGUUAUCUCAAUGUAACAGACAGUUAGGACUACUGUUCAUGUUAUCUCAAUGUAACAGACAGUUAGGACUACUGUUCAUGUUAUCUCAAUGUAACAGACAGUUAGGACUACUGUUCAUGUUAUCUCAAUGUAACAGACAGUUAGGACUACUGUUCAUGUUAUCUCAAUGUAACAGACAGUUAGGACUACUGUUCAUGUUAUCUCAAUGUAACAGACAGUUAGGACUACUGUUCAUGUUAUCUCAAUGUAACAGACAGUUAGGACUACUGUUCAUGUUAUCUCAAUGUAACAGACAGUUAGGACUACUGUUCAUGUUAUCUCAAUGUAACAGACAGUUAGGACUACUGUUCAUGUUAUCUCAAUGUAACAGACAGUUAGGACUACUGUUCAUGUUAUCUCAAUGUAACAGACAGUUAGGACUACUGUUCAUGUUAUCUCAAUGUAACAGACAGUUAGGACUACUGUUCAUGUUAUCUCAAUGUAACAGACAGUUAGGACUACUGUUCAUGUUAUCUCAAUGUAACAGACAGUUAGGACUACUGUUCAUGUUAUCUCAAUGUAACAGACAGUUAGGACUACUGUUCAUGUUAUCUCAAUGUAACAGACAGUUAGGACUACUGUUCAUGUUAUCUCAAUGUAACAGACAGUUAGGACUACUGUUCAUGUUAUCUCAAUGUAACAGACAGUUAGGACUACUGUUCAUGUUAUCUCAAUGUAACAGACAGUUAGGACUACUGUUCAUGUUAUCUCAAUGUAACAGACAGUUAGGACUACUGUUCAUGUUAU
Molecule: messenger RNA, 3963 nt
Organism: Oncorhynchus masou masou (cherry salmon)
Lineage: Eukaryota; Metazoa; Chordata; Actinopteri; Salmoniformes; Salmonidae
Gene: nuak1a
Product: NUAK family, SNF1-like kinase, 1a
Exons: 7
Coding region: 413-2437 (674 amino acids)
Biological process (GO): intracellular signal transduction; protein phosphorylation
Cellular component (GO): cytoplasm
Molecular function (GO): protein serine/threonine kinase activity; ATP binding
Source: RefSeq, a predicted model, not a curated record